Messenger RNA from Phytophthora infestans T30-4, 1362 nucleotides. Its product is annotated as Outer Dynein Arm Light Chain 1. The transcript has 8 exons. The coding region runs from base 1 to 1362 and encodes 453 amino acids. The record is from RefSeq and is a predicted model, not a curated record. NCBI's taxonomy places the organism in Eukaryota, Oomycota, Peronosporomycetes, Peronosporales, Peronosporaceae. Gene Ontology annotation, molecular function: protein binding.
AUGAUGGGGAAGAAUCGACUUCGUACCAUUGAGAAUCUAGACUGCUUGAAAAAACUGGACGUGCUGGAUCUACACAGCAACGAAAUUGAGCAGAUGCAGAACCUGAACGAGCUCAAAGAGCUGCGUGUCUUAAAUCUGGGUGGGAAUAUGAUCUCCGCAGUUGAAAACAUUGACAAGUUGAUGCUCCUCACCGAGCUGAAUCUCCGACGAAAUCGAAUCCGUCGCAUCGGAGCAAUUGGCACUCUGCCGUCACUUCUAAGACUUUUCUUGUCCAACAACAAGCUCGAGACAUUCGAGUCGAUAGCACCACUAUUUCAGGUCUCGUCCAUCAGCGAGUUGCGCUUGGACUCGAAUGGAGUCUGCGCUCCUGACCAGAUGGAGUAUCGUGUGCGUAUGAUAAACAGCUUCCCGUCACUGAAGCAUCUGGACCUCAAGCCUCUAAGUGAUGCUGAUAGAAAAGAAGCGUUGCUACGUGCCAAUUCCCCCAGCAAAAGCGUUGAUACAGCGGAAGCGGCUGCAAGAGUGCAAGCGAUUUCAUGCGUCAAGGCGAACUGGGAACGGCCCGAGUUGAGUUCUCAUGGCGGGUAUGAAGAACGAGCGAGCACACCGAUACAUCGGGAGGAAUCAACCGUGUACAGCAACAACGCGGGCUUUUCUGAGCUUGAGGUCUACGGUGACUACCGUGUUCUUGUCAUCUAUGGUGACGCGCUAGACGCCCUCGAGCAGACCAAAGCUCACGCGUUGGUAAACGCAAUUUCGUUUCGCUAUUUGGGUAUUGCCAAGAUCGUGGCUGCUGUCAGUAGCGCUACAAACGCCAAUCUCAAGCUGUUUACAAGAUUGAGGAGAUUUUUUUUCGCGUACAACGAUCUCCAGUCGUUCGAUGAGCUGUUGUGGCUGAAUACUAUGGGGUUGAAAGCUGAAGAGGUAUACAUUUCCCAGAAUCCUGUCUGUGCCAAGACUCUUCUCAAGAGAUUCAUCGGUGCUCGAAUCAGUAAUAUAUUGCGCCUCAACGGCGAAGAGAUCAACUCAAUCGACAGACAUAUGGGCAAGCAGCUCUUCCCAAAGCCCAGUGUCCCCCGUACGCGAGCAGUAGACGCUCCAGAGCUUCACCCAUUGCUGCCCUCAAAGGCUCGUGUGAAAGAGGGCAGGGACGCGAAAGUGCCCCGAUCAUUGUCAGUUCUGCACAGUUCUGCCACACCCUCCGCAGUCACCGAGAUAUUCGACGCAGCAUCCGACAUCGAAAUGAAGUCCACGGCGCUAGACCAAGCGUGGAAGGACAUGCUCUUGACAAUCGUCAAGGAAACGCUACAAGACAUUGAGCGCCGCGACAGCUUCAUGUCCGGUUGUCUCGACAAUCUGUAG